Messenger RNA from Prorocentrum cordatum, 1713 nucleotides. The record is from the annotation of a GenBank genome assembly. Lineage: Eukaryota; Dinophyceae; Prorocentrales; Prorocentraceae.
GCCCGCCGCAGCCGCCCCUGGCGGCGCCGCCGGACGGUGACGAGGCCCAGCGGCCACCGGCCGGCACGCUCGCUGGCAGGUGGCGGACGUCGGAGGCGGCCACGGGGGUCCCCAGCGAGGCGCUGUUCUGCCUGGAGGUCCACGGCGGGCACGCUCGCGAGGACCUGCCGGCGGAGGCGAGGCAGCUGUUCUUCUGCUGCGACGUCGGCGAGGCCGCCCUGCCGAGCCUCCGCGUGGGCCGGCACUACCAGCGCGGCUUCUGGCAGCGGGCCGUGCAGCCGUCUCUCUUGGCAAGCAGCAGCUGGGCCGCGGCGCUGGACGUGGACCACUUCGACAUCCGCGCGCUCCGCCGCAGCAACCCCGCCUCCAGCGAGCCGCCCGACUACCGCUUCCGCCUGCGGGUGGUCGGGCCCUCGGGCGUGGUGUUGAACUACAGCGCCCCUUGCGGCAAAGGCGAAGAGCUGGAUCUCGGCCCGAGCGAUACGCUGACGCUGGGGUCGUCCCUGGCGCCGCUGCAGGGCGCCCCGGCUGGCGGCCUUGGCGCCCCGGGCGCGCUGCCCGGCCUGCACUUCACGUUCAUACCCCUCGCGGGGACCCUCGGGGUCGGCUCGCCGCUCGGCGCCGGGCUGGCGUCGCCGCAGCAGCCGAGGAGGAGGCUGCCGGACCUCGCGGGCGAUGAGGGCGCGGGUGACGAGGCCGCGGCGCAGGCGCUGCAGCCCCUACCGGGAGCGGCCCCGCUGCUGGCCGCCUCGCCGCGGCGGGUGGCGGGGUCGCUGCAACCCCCGCCGUUUUGCGAGGCAGAGGCACACGGCCCAAGUCUCCGAGCCCUUCCCUGGCGACGCAGGAGGGCGGCGGCCAGCCGGCACCGGCCGAGGACCGGGUGGCGGUCGACGCGCAGCCGACGGAGCGUCAGCCCCAACCUGUGAGGACGCAGAUGCUGCCGCCCAUCGACCUUCAGGAUCGAAGACGGAAAAGCGGCAUAGAGCACCAGCGUCGGACCUCCGACCGGCUUCCGCCCCUCUGGCGCUGCUGCCGGCUCCGGCGCCGAGCCCCCUGGGGCGGCCGAGGAGGCCGUGCACGGGGCAGGCUUGCCGCCGCGGCCGCUGCCGGGCGGGCAGGGCCAGUUCGCGAGGCCGGGGGCCCCGUGGUUUUCGAACUUCGCGUGCUGACCGCGCUGUUCCCCUCCCCUCAGGGUCUUUGGGAAUGGGUCGAGGGGUGCGGGGGCCCACGCAUCAAGGAGAUCGGCGCGCCAGAUGUUUGUUUUCGGGCAAUUCUUCCCAUUGGUCUGCAGUCGUCCUGGUACUCGCCAGAGGCGUCCCGCCCGUCUCGGGCCUGAGGCGGGUCUUCCUCCCUUCCUUGCUUCUUCCCAUACACAAGGUAUCCCCCGUAAUUGAGCGCGCGCGAGGCCAAGCGCUUGUGCAUGGCCUCAACUUGUGUUCCUGAUGUCCUGCGGGGCCCAGCGCUUGCACAUGGCCUCACCCUGCCUCACUUAUAGUGAUGUUUCACUCCGCCGCCCAUCCUGCGACGGCAAGAGCUGGUGAGGCUCUCGCGUGUGCCCGAAGUAAUUCUAUACGUUCGUCCGCCGCGAUUCCUCGCUACCACUCUCGGCCCUGCGACCCCCACCGCAGCAAAUUACCGCCGCGACUACCACUGCCACCAUCAGUCGCGCGACUAUCAGCUCAGCCGCUGUUGAUGAUUACCACCACGGCUGCC